ACUCCCGCCCACACCGCCGCGCCCCCAGCGCCUGCCCGCGCCAGCCAGGUGCGCCCUCGCCUCAGCCCGCGUCGGCAAGGCGCACUCCCGCCCCUGCCCGCUCCGGCCAGGUGCGCCCUCGCCUCAGCCCGCGCCGGCAAGGCGCACCCCCGCCUCAGCCCGCGCAUGGCAGAAAUGUAUUUCUGACUCCUUUCAGUUUACUUCCCUGACCACCUUGCUUCUACCGAAGAGUUUCCACGUCACUGCAAAAUCACUUGUCCCUCAAACCCUCCUAUCAGAACCACGAUUCGAUGCAUCGCCUUGCCCGCCCAGUCUACACCCUGCUCAACUCCUCCAUGAGGAGUGGUCCCUGCGGGCUCGCCACGGACGCACAAGGGCUGUUCAACGGAAUGCCUCCACCGAAACUGCCAAGCCACGCGCUGUUUGGCCAUGCCUGCCAGGUGCUCGGCCGAACACACGUUUCACAGUUUUGUACCGUGGCUCGGCAGUCCACGGAUGAGCGCGCUAGUGCAGAGCCACUGCGAUUCACAGUCACACCGGGUGACGCCUUUGGGGAUGGCCCGCCUGUGGGCAUGUCAGAGGCUGCUAAGAUGGUGUGUCGUAUUGUAUCCACGCAGCCAGAACCAAAGAUCGCGUCGACACUUGAUGCGCUUGGGGUGGCCGUGUCCCCAGAGCUGGUAGCUGAAGUGCUCAAGAACUUGAGCAAUGCUGGGAUGUUAGCACUUGCCUUCUUCCGCUGGGCAGAGAGGCAGGAGGGCUUCAGUUACACGGCUGAGGGCUUCCACAACCUGAUUGAGGCGCUGGGAAAGAUCAAGCAGUUCAGGCUGGUGUGGAGCUUGGUGGAGACCAUGCGGUGCCGGGGCUUGCUAUCUAAGGACACAUUCAAGCUCAUAGUCCGAAGGUACGCUCGGGCUAGAAAGGUCAAAGAGGCUGUUGAGACAUUCGAGAAGAUGAGCAUUUUUGGGCUUAAAACUGAGUUAUCAGAUUACAACUGGCUGAUUGACACGCUAAGCAAAUCCAAACAAGUGAAGAAGGCGCAAGCCAUCUAUAAGGAGAUGAAGAGGAAGGGUAAGUUUGUACCUGAUUUGAAAACCUACACUGUCCUCAUGGAAGGUUGGGGCCAUGAGAAAGAUCUGUUGAUGGUGAAAACAAUGUACCAAGAAAUGAUUGAUGCUGGCAUCAGGCCUGAUGUUGUUGCCUACGGGAUGCUGAUUAGCGCCUUCUGCAAGUCUGGCAAAUGUGAUGAGGCCAUCAAGGUGUUCUACGAGAUGGAAGCAAGUGGUUGCAUGCCAAGUCCUCAUGUCUACUGCAUGCUUAUCAAUGGCCUUGGCUCGGAGGAGAGGCUUGAUGAAGCUUUGAAGUACUUUGAGCAUUACAAGAAAAGUGGGUUCCCCAUGGAGGUGCCUACUUGCAAUGCGGUAGUUGGAGCUUACUGCAGAGCCUCGAAGUUUCAGCAUGCUUUCAAGAUGGUUGAUGAGAUGAGGAAGUGUAAAGUUGGCCCAAAUUCCCGUACUUAUGAUGUGAUUCUUCAUUAUCUGAUAAAAUCACAGAAAUUUGAGGAGGCUUAUAAUAUAUUCCAGAGGAUGGGAAUCGACGGCUGUGAGCCUCAGCUCAAUACAUAUACAAUGAUGGUUGGCAUGUUCUGUAGUAACGGACGAGUUGAUAUGGCAUUAAAGGUGUGGAAGCAAAUGGGGGAGAAAGGUGUCCUCCCAUGUAUGCAUAUGUUUUCGGCAUUGAUCAAUGGGUUAUGCUUCGAGAACCGGCUCGAAGAGGCUUGUGUAUAUUUUCAGGAGAUGCUGGACAAAGGAAUUAGGCCACCUGGUCAGCUUUUCAGUAAUUUGAAGGAAGCUCUUGUUCAAGGUGGGAGAAUAAGUUUGGCACAAGAGGUGGCUUUGAAGUUGGACGCGAUAAGGAAAACACCUUUUCGUGGUUAAAGAAGUUUUGUUCAUAAAAACAAUGUAGCACCUGGAGCAUUACAGUCACAAUGUUUGGGCAUACCAGUAGCUCCAGCAAUGGGAGAAAGCAAUGUGUAUAUCAGAUCACAAAAACAAACAUUGGAUAUCGGCUGAAGUCUUUGCAUGACAACGUGAUGUACUCAUGUAGCUCCUGCUACUUCUAUUUACUCAUGAGAAAAUGUAUGGUGCAAUCAAAAUAAUAAAAGCAAACCAAACUAAAUGUUCCUCUUGGCAGAAGAACAAGCCUUCGGUCAUUGCUGUUUCUGGAACAGAUCAUUUCUUGCAGUUUACCCCUAAUUCUCCAUUCACUGUCAUUUCAUACUGCAGCUUACAUUGCCCAAA
This is a messenger RNA of Zea mays, 2297 nucleotides long. RefSeq names its product GTP binding protein. Gene Ontology annotation, molecular function: protein binding. The coding region runs from base 291 to 1934 and encodes 547 amino acids. Lineage: Eukaryota; Viridiplantae; Streptophyta; Magnoliopsida; Poales; Poaceae. The record is from RefSeq and is marked validated. The transcript has a single exon.